GUAGAGAGCCGUAGUUUUAAUGCUGCAGUUGUGCCGCGUAUUUUACCCCGAAACAAUGUGAAUUUCAUUCUAUUUCGAUCGACGGAGAAAAGGUUUCAUGAUAAAAACAAAUUUGGCACUUGUUAAAUAACAUUAACGCAGUAAUACAAUGAAAUACAUAUACGUAAAAUGAGAGAAAUAUGUCCAACAGACGAAAGAAAGCAGGCGAGAGGUUUUGGAUCCAGAUAUGACUAAAUAUAUUUGCUGUUCCAUUUGCAACCUACUGACGUUUAAAUAAAUUUUAUAUACGUAUCUCUGUCAUGGUGAUUUGCUGAUGGGAAAGAAAGCAUCAUAAUACUCCGAAUAAAACUCAAGAAGACUAAAACGUAUUCUAUGAGUUCAUAUCUUUUUAAACGUCCCAAAUAAUAGCAUCCAUCAAUACCCUAGCACUGUAGCAUAGAUGUCUAGCCUAGCUCUAGCAAAGGGAGGACACAAGCCAUGAAUCCUCGACUGAUGCUGUUCUGGAUUUUUAUUCCACUAGGUGGUUUCCCAAUACCCGAAAAUAUGUAUUUGAAUUUAUUGCCUUAUUUUGAUAAUUCUACUAAGAGAGAUUAUGUAAUAAAUGUCGGACAAACAGCGUAUCUACAUUGCAGAGUUGGCAACUUAGGAGACAGAGCGGUUUCCUGGAUACGGAAACGUGAUUUACACAUUCUAACAGUUGGUAUUUUUACAUAUACGAAUGAUCAAAGGUUUCAGUCACUACAUACGGAUGGUUCAGAAGAAUGGACUUUAGCCAUAGCGUCUGCACAAAUUAGAGAUGGAGGUAUUUAUGAAUGUCAAGUUAGUACAGAACCAAAGAUCAGUCAAUCAUAUCACCUUAGCGUUGUAGUUUCAAAAGCCACCAUAUUGGGAAAUUCUGAAUUAUUUGUACGAUUUAAGAGUGAUAUUAAUCUCACUUGUGUUGUAACUGAAACGCCAAAUCCACCCAGUUUUAUUUAUUGGUAUAGGGGUGGAAAACUAAUAAACUAUCUAGAAAGAGGUGGAAUCAAUAUUGUUACAGAAAAGCAAACUAGAACUAGUCGUUUACGAAUUUCAAAAGUAUUACCAGAAGACAGUGGAAACUAUACAUGUUUACCAUCAUCAGGACAAGCAGCUAGUGUAUUCAUUCAUGUAUUAUUUGACAAACAGCCUGAGGCUAUGCAUCACAGUUUCAAUCUACGAGGAAGUGCCAACCAAAAAACUCACAAUAAAAUUAUUAGAUUGUGUUUAAACUUACUCAUUGUUCCUUAUUACUGUUUACAAAAUAGCUAUGGACUGUAUUUAUAUUGAUGAUAUUUGUAAUAUAAUUUAAAUCAAUAUAAGAUUUUUCAAUCACAAAA
This is a messenger RNA of Diorhabda sublineata, 1358 nucleotides long. RefSeq names its product myosin light chain kinase, smooth muscle-like. Lineage: Eukaryota; Metazoa; Arthropoda; Insecta; Coleoptera; Chrysomelidae. Gene Ontology annotation, biological process: synapse organization. The transcript has 6 exons. Gene Ontology annotation, cellular component: neuron projection membrane. The record is from RefSeq and is a predicted model, not a curated record. Bases 478 to 1308 code for a protein of 276 amino acids.